This is a messenger RNA of Dimorphilus gyrociliatus, 3046 nucleotides long. The record is from the annotation of a GenBank genome assembly. Lineage: Eukaryota; Metazoa; Annelida; Polychaeta; Dinophilidae.
UAUGAUAAAUGAUUACGGCGGACCUUAUGACUGGAAAAAAUCUGGAGCAGCAAUUAGAUUAGCUUUGGAAAGAGUUAAUACAGAUAUUCUAAAAGGUACGCCCUAUCAAAUAACAGCUAUUGAAAAACAAUAUGGUCCUGGUUGCGAUCAAAAGGAAACUCCAGCAAUAUCUGCGGAACUGUAUUACAAGCAAAAUGUCUCGGCCAUUAUCGGGCCUGGUUGUUCCGGAGCGUUAGAUUCUGUUGCGUUUAUGGGAUCGAAAUGGAAUCUUCCAAUUAUUACAGGUGAAGGAGCUGCCGGAAGAUUCAGCUUCAAGCAAGACUAUCCAACAUUAGUUAGAUUAGCAUAUUGCCAGUGCGCCCUUCGAAGAGUUUUUGGUUCUGUUUUCAAUUAUUUCAAUUGGACAACUGUAACUAUAUUUACGGAUGUCUAUAAUGAAUUUAGUAAAGAAAUGGCAAAUACCCUAAAUAGUGGUUUGAGAAGAAUGCAAAUAUAUCCUUAUACAGAGGACUUUGACAGUCGUAAUUUUAAGGAUGAUAUAGAAAAGUAUAAGAAACUACUUAAAGAUGCUAGCGAAAAAUCUCGAAUUUUUAUAUUUAUGGCUAAUGGAACUGUAACGAGAAAGUUAUUGUUGGCUUCUUAUGAUCUUGGUUUUGCGCAAAGUGGAGAAUAUGUCCUUAUGGAUGUUGAACUCUUUCAAGAUAAUUUCUGGGGUCAUUACCACUGGGAAAUGAACUUGGGAGAUGAUUCUAAAAUACGUAAAGCUAGUGAAGCGGUUAUUAGAAUUGGUCUUAAAUUGGAACAAAGCGAUAAAUUCAUACAAUUCGCUAAAGAUGUCAAAUUAAGAGCUAAAAAAGACUUUGGUUACAAUUAUUCAGACGCCGAGGUUAACUUUUUCAUAGGAACUUUCUACGAGUCAGUUAUACUCUACGGUACUGCGUUGAGAGAGAGCCUAAAAGAAGAUAUUGAUCCGAGGGAUGCGAGGAAAUUUUUGAAAUUUUUUAGAGAAAGAACUUUCGACGGUAUUACUGGUCCUGUGUAUAUGAAUGCAAAAGCCGAUAGGGAAGCUACCUACGAAAUACUUGAUAUGAAUCCUGAAACUGGUAAAUUUGAGACUUUUGGACAUUAUAGCGGAUUCUCUCUAAAGUUUGAACCCGUUCCUGGUAAAAUAGUUUUUUGGCCUGGUGGAACAAACAAACCGCCACUUAAUGAACCCAAAUGCGGCUAUAAAGGCGACGCUGUUUCAUGUCAAAAGUCUGAACUUUUUGCUCUGACAAACAUCAUUUUAAUAACUUUGCUAUGUCUUUUUCUUAUUUCUUUUAUAAUUGCUGGAUUAAUUUACAGGAAAAUGAAAAUUGAAGCGGAAAUAUCAGAUAAUUCAUGGAUAGUGUCUGAUGAUGAUAUCAGCUAUCAAACAAAUAUCGGCAGAAGUGCAUCAAUAAGAUCUAAAAUUGGAGAUAUUGAUAGUUAUUACGAUGGACGAUCAAUUAAAUCGAAGAGAAGCUACUUAUCCUUACAAGCAUUCAUAGAAACAGGUAGAUUAAGGGAGACUAUUGUCGCCGUCAAAUCUGUUGCACUUGAUAGAAAAUUGAAUAUAACAAGAAAACUUCGUAUCGAGAUAAAACAACGGCGUUUAGCAUCUCACAACAAUAUCUUAAAAUUCAUUGGAGUAAUUGUCGAUCCAGUUUCAAGAAGUGCAUUAAUUCACGAAUACUGCCGCAAAGGAAGUUUACAAGAUCUUCUGGAAGAUGAUAAUUUAGAAUUGGAUUGGUCUUUUAAAUAUUCAAUGAUGAAUGAUAUUGUUAAAGGAAUGCAGUUUAUUCAUUCAUCCGCUAUUGGAGUACAUGGAAAUCUGAAAUCGUCAAAUUGCCUUAUUGAUGAUAGAUUUGUUGUAAAACUAUGUCAUUUUGGUUUGCCAAGUUUUUUAAAUAAUAUUGAAAGGAAGGAAAAUACUCAUGCCUUUUAUGAGGCUCUUCUCUGGUCAGCCCCAGAAAUUCUAAGAGAAUCAAAUUGUAAAUAUCCAUUAGCAUCUUCACAGAAAGGUGAUGUUUAUAGUUUCGGAAUAAUUAUUCAAGAAAUUAUUCUAAGAGGCUGCCCUUUUCUAAUGGAAAGAGAUCUAAAGACAGUUGAAGAAAUUGUAUUGGAAGUUCAUAAGGGCAUUGAGCCUUUAACUAGACCUAGUAUGCCUGAUGAUUCCACGGACAAAUAUAUAACAGCAAUAGCUGAAAGUUGUUGGAACGAAAAUCCUAAUUUUAGGCCUACUUUUCCAGAUUUGAAGCAAAAACUAAGAAAACUUACAGGGGGUAAAGAUGCAAAUAUUAUGGAUGAUUUAUUAAAGAGAAUGGAACAAUAUGCUAAUAAUUUGGAAAAUAUCGUUGAAGAUCGUACAAAACAACUGGCGGAAGAGAAGAGAAAAACAGAUGAACUAUUGCUCCAAAUUCUACCAAAGUCGAUUGUUGAUCAAUUAAAAGCAGGAAAGACUGUAACUCCGGAAACGUUUACGAGCGUUACAAUCUAUUUCAGUGAUAUUGUUGGUUUUACGGCACUUUCGGCUCAAAGUACUCCUAUUCAGAUUGUUAAGCUUUUGAACGAUUUAUACACAAUGUUCGACGAGAUUAUUUGCGAAUUCGACGUCUAUAAGGUGGAAACAAUCGGUGACGCCUAUAUGGUUGCCUCCGGCCUACCAAUAAGAAAUGGUCAGAACCACGCAAAAGAAAUUGCUAAAAUGUCUUUGAAGCUUUUGUCGAAGGUGAGAUCGUUUCGAAUGGAACAUAGGCCAGAUGAACAACUGAAAUUGAGAAUUGGUCUGCAUACUGGUCCUUGCGUUACGGGAGUUGUAGGUUUGAAGAUGCCAAGGUAUUGCCUAUUCGGAGAUACUGUAAAUACAGCAUCGAGAAUGGAAUCGACAGGAGAACCCUUGAAAAUUCAUUUGAGUUCUGCAACUGCCGACAUUUUGAAGACUUUUAGCGAAUUUCAACUUGACUGUCGAGGAGAAAUCGAAGUUAAAGGAAAAAAUAAAAUGACAACUUAUUGGCUCAUUCAAUGA